Oenanthe melanoleuca is the source of this 6638-nucleotide messenger RNA. It is a transcript of the gene ALPK2, whose product is annotated as alpha kinase 2. The coding region runs from base 518 to 5905 and encodes 1795 amino acids. NCBI's taxonomy places the organism in Eukaryota, Metazoa, Chordata, Aves, Passeriformes, Muscicapidae. The record is from RefSeq and is a predicted model, not a curated record. Gene Ontology annotation, molecular function: ATP binding; protein serine/threonine kinase activity. Gene Ontology annotation, biological process: protein phosphorylation. The transcript is spliced from 11 exons.
AGGAAGGGCCAUCUGCUGCGUGUAAUGAAAUCGUCUCUCCUGAAAGUCAAACUGUUCAGUGAUCAGGCUCCCUAUCCUGAGGUCACACUCCAAAACACCACCGAAGCUGCCGCCGGCUUGCAGCUCCCAACAACGCACAAACUCAGCCUCCUUUGUCUCCAGCCGGGAGGCCCAGCCCGGACCAGCCUAUCCCAGAACGUCCACAAAGCGCUGCAGGGUGCACAGAAUGAGAUCUGCACUUCAUUGAGAGCUAGAAUGAGUUUUCUUGACCCAGAACCAGAUACAAAGAACAAAACUUGCCCAGAAUUUGUUAUUGUCCUAAGUGGACUCAUGGCAGACUUCAGGGCAGAAUGAGCACAAUGGGAAACAUUUUGCACAAUGCAAGAGUUCCCCCUGUGAGGCUGAGUCUGUUUUGACUCUCAAAAAUCAUUCAUUUAUUGCUUGAGAAGCUCAGAAAAGCAGGAGUUUUGUCUCCGCUUGAGAAAUCCCUCAGACGCUUGCCUAACACAGAGACAACAUGGAUGUUAAGAAUGUAGUUAAGUCCCAGGCAACUUUUUCCUGCCUGAGGGGUUUGUCAGAGGAUGGUGGUGACCUGCUUCAUUUCAUCGGUGCAGUUGGUGUCACGCCGGGAAGCGCCCAGGAGUACUGCAGCAGGCAGGGGCCUUCCCACCCCACAGGUGUGACCACUUGUCACACAGGCAGCUGCUGCCUUAGCACACAAGACUCUGGAUCUCUGGCAGAUGUCCAGGCAUGUAAAACGACUGGGCUGGGCAGAUCUCUAACCACGAAUUCCCUGCUCGGUGAGCAGGGAGACACUUCCGUGGGUAAUCACACCGAUUUUGGAAAAGGUGACUCUGAAAAUCCUGCUGCUGUUCUGGAGAUUUGUGCAGAGAAAGUAACAAGUAUAAAUGAUGAUUUUUCUGAUGAUGACCUGGAGUACUUUGAAUGUUCAGAUGUCCUUACAGUGCACGAAGAUGAAAUCUGGAGAAAGAAAUUACAAUUUUUAUUAGAAAGUGAUGAUGAAGAUGAUCUUAAACUGGGUAAGGAUUGUGAUGGGUGUGCUUACUUCCUCAGUGAAAUGCCUUCUGUGUUCCAAGUGUCAGAUAACACUACGCCUGUGGAUACCCCCAUUGGCUUCUGUGAGCAUCAGUCAAAAAUUGAAGGAGUAAACGUAAGGAGAGACCCCUCUAUGAGCCAGUCAGCUCUGCAGACAGAGAUGACUCUCACUGUUGGACACCACCGAGACAAAAGUACCAUUUUGAAAGACAAAGAGAAAAAUCAAGUGCCUGUUGCUUCUGCAGCCACUGGAAAUGAGCAUCCGAGAAGUGAAGAAGAGACUGAUGGAAGUGGCCAUCUGGCUGCAGGCUCCUCAAGGGAUGAGCCAAAGCCCACGGACACUGUCCCUGCCCAGGCAGACUCCUCUGCCAAUGGCAUAGGUGCUGCUUGCACAGAUGAGGCUUCGGGGACAGUGACAGAAACCAGCCCCGACGGGGACGCCCUGGGGGAAAGCUCACUGCUGCGGGAGGAGGGGAGAAGGAAUGUGCCAGAGGGAAGCGCACGGCACCCUGUCUGUACCUUAACAGAAAGUCUGAGGAGAAACCUUUUCAAGCUGCUAAACCCUCUAGAACUCUGCAGAUAUGUAAGUACUAUAGGACAGUCUUUGCAGGCUGCAGCAGAGGGCAGGGAGUCCAGAGCUCCGUCUCCCAGUCUGGAAGGUGUCCAUUCAACACAGACUCCCGAGGAGACGGAAAGCAGGAAAAUGCAGGCUGGUCUGUGUCCAGCAGAGGCAGAUACAGAGACAGACAGUCACUGGGAAGGGAAAAGGACUCGGGGCCUGCCUGAGCAAAACCAGAUGCCAGAUGAGAACAUCUCGUUUGGGAGUCAAGGUGCUAAUCUUAAAAGCGUUACCCAGAACUGUGAGAACCUCUGUGGGGAGCCCAGAACAGAAAAGGAAGGUGUCUUCACGGCUUGUGAGAGUUCAGGAGCCAGCCAGCUCUCCACUGAAAACGUGCUGCAAGUAAAGAAUGCAGAUUUACAGACCUCUUCUCUUCACUGUGCUCCUUGUGAAAAGAGAGAAGGCUGUCACCAAGAAGUCUUCUCUGGACAAGAAAUGAUUAGUAACGGCAAAAAGUCAAAGAAUGACAUUUCCCCUUCUCCUCUAUGGGAUAUGGACUGUGCUCCUGAUAAACAGGAAUGCUUGUGUGCUGUUUUCUCUUCUGCAAAGCUGUGUGAUGAGCCAGGGGAGGGAGAGCAAAGCUCUAGGCUUGUCAUACCUGCCAGCAGUAACCCAGAUAUCCUCUGCAGCCGAUCAGCCACCCAGGCUGUGUCUGAAGCUAAUCCCAAAUCAGUCCUGGAAUCCCGAGAGCCCGAGUGCAAAGGAGAUGCUGAUAUAUCUGCAGUGCAUGACAAGCUGUGGAAACUUCUUCAUGAAGAUGACUCAGACUAUCAAAUCCCAUUUGAAAACAGAGUCAUCCCAAGUUUAGGUACAAGGCUGACAGAUAUCAAAGUCCCUGAUACCAAAGAACUGAACUUUGUGCAGGAGAUCUGUUCCGAUCAUCCUUUGCCAAUGGAUUUGACAGGAGAGCAGGAACUCAUCACAGAACCAGCUCAUAGCCCCAGAACUGAGAAAGAUGACUGCAAGGUUUCUGACAUCCUCCUGCAGAGAGCUGCAGCACAUGAGAGUGCAUCCCUAGGAAACACUUGUCUUGCACAAGUGGUAGGUACAGAUGAUGUCUGUCUAGAUUCUGGCGCUGGGAAUGAGAGGGAAACGCCACCCAUUUGUGUCUCAGCAAACAAUGUCCUCUUAAGUACCCAGGAGUGCUUGGAACCAAAUCCAAUGGCCACAGACAGGAAUGCAUCCACUGUGACUUGGGAAGGGAAGCUUGCUGUUAGUAAUGUUGCCCAAACAUGUGAAGCAGAUUCUUUUCAAAGGUUACAAAAUGCUCAGAGUGGUAAUUUAGCAUGUCCCAGAGCAAAUCCAGCUGACAUAUCAGAUAUGUCACAUGGGACAGUUGGACAGUUACUUCAUACUGAAUACAACAUAGCCAUGAUAAAUGAGUCUGUACCUGGAGAAGGCUGUCAUUUUAAGAAUUGUUAUCCAGUGAGAGAAGAACUGGCUUAUUUCCCUGAAAAGGAAGACAUUAUCCCCAGUGAAAAUACCAGUCAGUUCACACAUGCAGAGCAAUCUUCUGUUAAUGCCGCACAUAAAAAUUAUGAAGUGAAUUUACAAGAAAAAGGAAAUAAUUCAGGCUUGAAUGCACCAAAUGACACUAAUUCUGACAGCUACCAUCUUUCAAAAAAUAGUGGCUGUCAGGAUUUUCAAAUUGUUUCUAAUGCACAGAAAUGCAGUUAUGUAAUGCAAUCGCCUACUUCAAUUCAGAUUCACAAAACCAUAACACAUAACAAUCUACCCCAAAAUACAGACCAACUGACAGAAAUAGCAGAACAAGAAGGUGCAGUCCCUCCCACUUCUGGGGGGCCGUUUUUAAGAGAUUUUUAUCUGGAAGUGCCCAGCUGUGAACCAUGUAAACCGGGAGGAGAGCAGAGAGAGGUUUGCAUACCUGAGGAGCAUGGGCCUGAAACUUCCUGUGACUCAGGAGUUAGUCAGGCUUUAGAGAGUCAGACUUCCCCUUAUAAUACAGCAGAACAAUAUUCAUUUUUUGUUGACAGCACCUUCAAGUCUGACCAAGAGUUAAAAAUAGAUUCUUCAAAAAAUCCCACCUAUGCUGCUGGAAGUGUGACAUCAGCCAGUGCCGCGCUGCCUCGGGAAGCUCAGGGUGAGCUCCACAGCACAGCAGAUGGGGAGGAUGCAGGUUCUGGGGAUCAGCUACAUUCCCAACAACUGCUUGGAAACAAAACCCUGCCCUUCCUCACACCUGUAAGCCACUCAGAGAGCCUUUCCAGUGAAUCUGCAGAGGCAUGUCCUGGCACAAGAAGUGAGGGGAAAACUGUAUCUAUACAAACUGGAGUCAAAGUAAACAAAAAUAUAGCUACAUUGAAAAAUUCCUGCAAGUCAUGGCAGGAUCUGUUGCAGAGGGUCCCUGGAGAAACCACAGGGAAAUUAGCCUUGUGUGAAAAUGAACGUGAAAUUCCAAGAGCUAUCGAAUAUAACCCAGAUGAAGCUGAAACAAAGACUCCUUUGCACACUUUGGCUGGACCCCAGACUCUGAAACAGAUUAUGAAUAUUAGCACGGAGCAGUCUUGUCCUGACUUGAUCCCUUCCAGCAAGAUAACUGUGACUGAGAAUUCAAUUAAGUCCACUGAGUAUGAUGAAAAGGAGGAAGUCAGGACAGCAGAGAGUGUAGUAAGUGGUUUUGUUAAUUUGCCACCAAUUGGUGCAGGGAACAACCAGUGUUCUCAAGAACAAGCAUCCCACAGAAGAACUCCAUCAUUCUCUUUGGCAUGGACCACACUUGAUCCAUUCCUAGUCACCACAGAAAGUCAAAGAAAUCAGGAAGGGUCAAAAUCCUGCCAGACACCACUGGCUGCUGCAGAGCCUGAGCCCAUCAAAUGUAAAGAGGACCCAAAAAAGAGUGGGCAUGUAGCUGCUGGAGCUAAGAAGAAAUUACCAGCAGCAACUCAGUCCAAAAAACCCAGGCUGGAUGAGAGGGGAAGUGUCAGCAAGGAUCCCAGCUGCGUUAAAAGGUCUGGGAAGAGCGAGGGAGGCGUGAUUCAUAAAGAGGAUAGAAAAGAGCAAAGGAAACUCAUUUUGAAAAAGGACAGCAAAGCCCCCAGGCUGCUGAAGAAGAUCCAAGCAGAGUUAUUCCCCGACUGCUCUGGCAGUAUUAAGCUGUGCUGUCAGUUUGGUGACAUUCAUGGUGACUCCACCAUUACAUGGACUAAAGAUUCCAAGGUACUGGCUCGGCUGCAGAGAAGUGCCCAGGAUGACUCUCCUGUCUCUCUGGCAAUAGCUGAAGCCAGUUACCAAGACCAGGGAAUGUAUUAUUGCUGCUUGAAUAAUGUGUAUGGAAAGGUGACUGCUGAGUUCCAUCUGACUGCUGCAGUAUUGGAACGUCUCUCAAGUUCUCAGAGUUAUGAAGGUGUGGAAGAAAUCGAAUUCAUGCAGCUGCUGUUCAGAGAAGAUCCCCUGAGCUCCAGCUACCUCGGCGGGGCGCUGCACGGAGCGAUAAUGACGGAGGGGCGGCACUUCGGCGAGGGCAUGCACCGGCGGGCGUUCCGCAGCCGCGUGCUGCAGGGGCUGGCGCCCGCGCUGGCCGCCGGCCACCCCUGCGUGCUCAAGGUGCACAGCGCGCUCACCUGCGGCACCCGCAGCCGCGACGAGCUGCUGCGCAAGAACUACACCCUGGCGCUGCAGGAAUGCUAUGUCCAAAAUACUGCAAGAGAGUAUGCAAAGUUAUAUGCAGCUGAAGCUGAACCCUUGGAAGGCUUUGGAGAAGUACCAGAAAUCAUUCCGAUUUUUCUUAUUCAUCGCCCUGCUAAUAACAUCCCCUAUGCCACAGUGGAGGAGGAGCUGGUUGGGGAGUUUGUGAAAUACUCUGUCAAGGAUGGCAAGGAACUGAAUUUCCUGAGAAGAGAUUCAGAGGCUGGCCAGAAGUGUUGCACCUUUCAGCACUGGGUGUAUGAGAAGACCAAUGGGAACUUGCUUGUCACUGACCUGCAAGGUGUAGGGAUGAAGUUAACAGACGUUGGCAUAGCAACCCUGGCCAAAGGAUACAAGGGGUUCAAAGGCAACUGCUCCUUUUCCUUCAUUGAGCAGUUCAGAGCCCUCCACCAGUGCAAUGAGUACUGUGAGAUGCUGGGGCUGAAAUCUCUCCGAACCACUCAUCAAAAACAGAGGAAAGCAACGUCCACUAAAAGCAAAAAUCUGCCAAACUCAUCAACGGUAAAGAAAAUGGUGCCCAAGAAGGCAAGAGAACCUAGAGACUUCAUUUCUUCAGAGCACUGAGUCCCACUGUCCCACCUUGUGAAACUACUCUUGAAGACAUGGAGCAGUGACAUGCACCAGUCACCUGAGGGGAUAACUCUAGUCUUGAUUUUUGGCAUUGUUCUGGAAUCAUCCUAAUGCUGAUGCCAGCAGCAAGGGAAGGAGCUGAUCCUGUGCUCUUGUUGCCAAGAUUUAACUCUGGGGCAAGGUUUGAAAACAAACUAAGCCAUCUCCUGGAUUUUCUUACAGGCUUCUGUGGACUGAUAUUGGAGAAGAACGUCUUCUCUGUGUCUGCAUCCACGGCCCUGUGGUUCAGCUGCUAUGGAAACAUCAAUAUAUUUAAGUACAAGUUUUGCACAGUAUUGCAUAUGCAUAUGAGUGCUGGGUUACUUAGAAGUCAGGAAAGGUGAAGUUUGGAACACACUGAUGAAUAUUAAAGUUACCACUUCCAUUGCAAAUCAGAGCAUAACAUCCUUUGAGCCCAAGUCUUGGAGUAUUCAGUGGGAUUCAGGCUCCUCAGUGCACUGCUGGUACCUGGUUUUAUUAGGCCUUUGGAAGUUCCUAAAGAUGAUGUCUAUUCUUUACAAUAGUGUCAGAACAAUUUCUGUGAGGCCAUAGUGACUGUUCCCAAAACAGGAAGUUUAGAACAUAAGGCAAGGGGCUUGAGUGUGGUGGGAUGGGUGCAAAGGUAAAGCAUUGAAUAAAUGGUGCUUCAAGUCAGAGGCAAUAGAUUUUUAUCAGAAUUUUGGGAAGU